CCUCCUGUUUCUGGCCCAGCGGGACAGGCGUGGAUCUGCAAGCCCACAGGCCUGAAUCAGGGCCGAGGGAUCUUCCUGCUGCGGACACAAGAGGAGAUCAACGCCUUCCGGGCCAAACUGCAGAGCAUUGAAGACAGCCAGCAGCACAGGGCCACGCCCUUCCGUUGUCCACAGGCCAGGAUCGUACAACGGUACAUUCAGAGCCCUUUGCUAUUAGAAGGCAGGAAAUUUGACGUCCGUUCCUACUUCCUCAUCGCCUGCCUGACCCCGUACAUGGUGUUCUUUCGCCAUGGUUACGUCAGGCUCACCUGUGACCCUUAUGACCCCAGCUCAGAUGACCUGUCAGCUCACUUGACCAAUCAGUACAUGCAGAAGAAGAACCCUCUCUAUAAUGAGGUGAAGGAGGAGACGGUGUGGUCCAUGGAGCGCUUCAACGACUACGUUAAUGAGAAGUUUCGGGCUGUCAGGGCUCUCCCCCAGGACUGGGUCCUCAGUGUUUUCACAAAGCGAAUGCAGCAGAUCAUGACACAGUGCUUCCUCGCAGUCAGACCCAAGCUGGAGCGGAAACUGGGGUACUUUGAUCUCAUCGGCUGUGACUUCAUGAUUGAUGAGGACUUCAAGGUGUGGCUCCUGGAGAUGAACUGUAACCCGGCGCUGCACACCAACUGUCAGGUGCUCAAGGAGGUGGUGCCCAGUGUGGUCAAUGAGACGCUGGACCUGACCAUCGAGAUCUUUAACAAGUGUCGCAAGAAACAAAGUCUGGCCCCGCUGGAAACUCUGAGAAACUUCGUCCUG
Lepisosteus oculatus (spotted gar) is the source of this 795-nucleotide messenger RNA. Lineage: Eukaryota; Metazoa; Chordata; Actinopteri; Semionotiformes; Lepisosteidae. The record is from RefSeq and is a predicted model, not a curated record.